AUGACCCAAUAUACACUUACAAAUAGGAUACGAACCCUAAUCGAGUCAUCCAAUAUCCCAGAUGAUGUCAAGAAAGCCAUUUUCGUCCGGGGAUGGAUCACUCACAAGGAUUUAAUCAAGCUUUAUAGAAUGCACAUCUUCAAAUUAGGCCAAUCAAAGGUGAAGCAGGACCACACCUUGCUUGAGUUCAUGGCAGGUUCUAGAAUAUAUCGGAAGCCGGUGGUUGCACUGAAAAAGACGCGGGAGUUUACAGAGUUGAUGGAGAAGUUACGUCUGAAGCAAAAAGAGUUGGAUUAUCAAAAAAUGGUGAAUGCAGAUCUUGCAAGUGGUGAUUUACACCGCAUGAUCGAACUUGAACGUCAAAAGGUAGAGGGAACAGACCACCGUCCUUCAAAUGUGGCAAAAGAGGUGAAAAGUCAGCUUUCAACAGUCAUAAAUAUCAUGUUCACUACAAUAUCUGUUGCUUAUGCAGUUUGGUACUGGACUGGUUCUUCGACCAACAUGAGUCUUGAAGCGAGAGUGCUAUGCUCACUACUCUUCACAUUGUUGGCUCUUGUGGCAGAGGUGGUUGUUUUCUCUGGGUAUGUUCGAAAAAUCCGCAUUGCGAGAGUUGAGGAGAGACAGAAGCCUGGAAAGGAAGUGAUUGUGGAGAGUAUAAAAUUUCAGGAUGGAACGCACAGGAUGAACAAGGUGAGGAGAAGUGAAAGAAAGAUUAAGGGGGAGUGA
Brettanomyces bruxellensis is the source of this 726-nucleotide messenger RNA. RefSeq lists its product as uncharacterized. Gene Ontology annotation, cellular component: endomembrane system. Lineage: Eukaryota; Fungi; Ascomycota; Pichiomycetes; Pichiales; Pichiaceae. Gene Ontology annotation, biological process: vacuolar proton-transporting V-type ATPase complex assembly. The transcript has a single exon. Bases 1 to 726 code for a protein of 241 amino acids. The record is from RefSeq and is a predicted model, not a curated record.